Messenger RNA from Carya illinoinensis, 612 nucleotides. Its product is annotated as disease resistance protein RUN1-like. Gene Ontology annotation, biological process: signal transduction. The transcript is spliced from 2 exons. Bases 1 to 612 code for a protein of 203 amino acids. The record is from RefSeq and is a predicted model, not a curated record. NCBI's taxonomy places the organism in Eukaryota, Viridiplantae, Streptophyta, Magnoliopsida, Fagales, Juglandaceae.
AUGGGGGAGAAGGUGAGGCGUGUUAUCAUACUUUUUCUGGAUAUGUUUACUUUUAAUAAUGGGCGUCAUUCAAUAUCUAGGCCCUCUCCUUUCACUAACAUACGGGACGGCUUCUUUCAUGGCCUUUCAGGAGGCUCUUCCUCUUCUUUCAUCGGUCAAUGGACGUACGAUGUAUUCUUGAGUUUUAGAGGUACAGACACUCGCAACAAUUUUACCAGCCAUCUUUACAAUGCUUUGCAUAAGAAAGGUAUCAACACCUUCAUCGAUAACGAGCUUAGAAAGGGAGAUGAAAUUUCACCAAUGCUUCUCAAAGCUAUUGAAGAGUCAAGGAUUUCAAUCGUCAUACUCUCUACAAAUUUUGCAUCAUCUACAUGGUGUUUAGAUGAACUGAAGAAGAUCCUUAAAUGCAAAGAAGAAAAGGAGCAAAUGGUUCUACCAGUGUUUUACGAUGUGGAUCCAUCAGAGGUACGGCAUCAAAAAAAUAAUUACGAAAAAGCCUUGACUGCACUGGAAGAAAGGUUUAAGGAUGACUCGAAGGUGAAAGGAUGGAAGGCAGCUCUAAAAGAAGUGGCCAAUUUGAGUGGGUGGCCUGUUGGGAAAGGGUAUUUCUAA